AAAAAAUCAAAAAAAUGCAGAGAUUGAAGAAACUCAAUAAUCUGAUCCACAUAGUUUUCCUUGUGAUGAAGAUGUUCUUCAUGUAUCCAUCUUCAGCAUCAGAAGAAACCCAUGCUGCAGUAAGCUAUUCAUGUGGGGGCAUAAUAGUAAAACCACCAUUCCUUCAUAAUAAUAAAGAAAACUCUUCCCAACUCUUGAGCCAAAUGCUCAUCUGCAAAUCCGGCAAGCUCUAUUUCAGGACAACUGUCGGUGGUCUUCUCCGAGUUUCUUCCAUUGACUACACCCACAAACACCUCACCAUUUCUCACACUUCUUCUUCUUUUUCUAAUAAUAAAAGUAAUUAUAAUAAUAAUAUUAAUGUGAGAGGAUUGAUUGAGCAGCAGUUGGGUACGAGGAUUUCAUUUGAUAUUCCAGAUCACGUGCCUAAUCCUUGCAACGAGUGUGAGAAGCCGUAUGGUAACUGUGGGGCUGGAUUGAGAUGCGUUUGCCAUCCUAAACAAUGCAGGGAUAAGGUGAUUUCAGGUGGAGCAGUUGUGAAGCCAUGUUGUGAUAUGUUACUGGUUUUGUUCAUCGUGUUGGGGUUCUUUCGGGGAUUUUAAGGUUGUAAUUAAACUCAAAAAAGAAAAAGAAAAAAUUCAACAUGACACUGUUUCUUGCUCUA
Molecule: messenger RNA, 661 nt
Organism: Erythranthe guttata (spotted monkey flower)
Lineage: Eukaryota; Viridiplantae; Streptophyta; Magnoliopsida; Lamiales; Phrymaceae
Source: RefSeq, a predicted model, not a curated record